AGACGCCCCGAGCCGGCGGCGCGGCGGGGCCGCCGCGCGCGGGGCGGCCCCGCCGGCAGUGCGCGGGAGUUGCCGCGCGGGGCCUCGACUCUCUUCGCGGCAGAAGGAGAGGCCCGGUCCUCCACAUGGAGUGCUGGACCGCUCGGCCCGCCGCCCCGGCGGGGCUCCCCUGUCCCGCAGCGCCGGGCCGCCGCAGCGCCUGCCGGCCUGGGUGCGCGCGCUCGGCGGCGCACCGCCCCAGGAGGCUGCAGCAGCCUGGGAGAGCGCUCCUCGCCUGCGGCAGCGGCGCGCGCUACUUGCUUCCUGACCAUGCGUGGCGGCGGGGGGGGGUUGGGACGGCGCGUCGGCGACUGGCGCGUCGGCCGCUCCGCGCGGACACCCCCAGCGUGGUGCUUGCUGCAGGCAGCGCGUCGGGGCGGCCGCCCUUCGACGUCGUGGAGACCCCCGACCGCGGGAAGGUGGCGGUUGCCAACCGCCCGCUCGCCGCGGGGGCCGUGGUCCUGGACGAGGCGCCCCUGCUGCUGCUGAGGCUCACGGGCGACGCCGCGCGAGACGCCGGGGGCUCG
Messenger RNA from Prorocentrum cordatum, 566 nucleotides. NCBI's taxonomy places the organism in Eukaryota, Dinophyceae, Prorocentrales, Prorocentraceae. The record is from the annotation of a GenBank genome assembly.